Messenger RNA from Diaporthe batatas, 2283 nucleotides. RefSeq lists its product as uncharacterized. The record is from RefSeq and is a predicted model, not a curated record. Bases 1 to 2283 code for a protein of 760 amino acids. The transcript is spliced from 2 exons. Lineage: Eukaryota; Fungi; Ascomycota; Sordariomycetes; Diaporthales; Diaporthaceae.
AUGGGAAAUCCCGCCUCUCUGUCCUGUGCCGAGAACAUCGCUCUGUUUCACUUCCUUCAUGCUGAUCGCGGAAGAGACGGGGAACUUCGGAAAGACGCUGUUCCUUCACUCCCAUCAGUCGCGCCUGUUGAAGCCCUGCCUACCGACCACAAGAAUUAUAUUCUUUCAUUUGACAGGGAACGUAGCCUCGCUAGCGCGCUCGCCUUCAUAUCCCAGAUCGAGGACGACCCCGACCACAUCCCUGCCGUUUGCAUUCGGGAGGAUCAUUCCUUGCCGGCAAAGCCAUCACUCCGCAUACUGCUGGCUGUGAACAAAUCCGAAUUCGAUGAUGGCGACGAUACUCUGAAGAAAAUAAGACAAGACAAUCAUCACGUAGAGAUUGAACAUAAGAUACGCCGGUUGAUUAUAUCCAUGUGCUUGGAACGGAUUCUGAGCCGAUUACGCUUGACGACCAUCGAGAGGAGGAAGACGAAGCAGCAUCCCAGGACUAGAUUUCACAACAUCAUUCAGGCUCUCCCAUCACAUGGCAGUGCCUUCAUGGAAUCGUCAAAUGGCGAAAUGGUGUCAGAGAAAGAGCUAGAAGUGUUUGUCCAAAGGCUGAAGGAAGUUGUGUCCCUGAUUGACGCGUAUACGAACCACCCGAGGGAGCAGCAGGCCGAGGACCUGGUUGUCGCAAUUGCUCGUCUCCGCCGGCUAGAUUGCGAGACCAUGCUAAACACGAUAUCGGAUGACCAAAUCGAGGCCAACAACAAGAAAAGCACAUUGAACAUGAUAAGGAAAGUUGCUCGGUACGCAGAAGCUGCGCGGUUCCUCAUCCGAACAUGCAAGAAAUUCCCGAUUGCUCGACGGAUGCAAGUGGUGAUUGUAAAUCUCCCGAGAGAUGCAUCGGCUCGCGCACCUUUGAAACCCGAAUACAGUAUUGAUAUAGCGUCUAUGCUAUUGAGGGUCAAAGCACCGAAGAGGAGCAAUCGUAUGACGCAGCAAUCACGGAUGAACACCAUCUGCCGCUUGCUCGGUACGACUCCGGACCGGGCGGACGAAGACCUUACCAAGCAAGCCGCCAAAACUCACGAGACUGGAAAGGUACAUGCUGAAGUCCAAAUGAUCGCUCAUUACGAGACCACCAGGAAGGCGGAACUGGAAAAUAGCAAACUCCUCCCGCCUAGGAUUGUCUCAUCCUGCAAAAAAGCAUGUUUUCUCUGCGACCUGCUAGUCAAGGUGCAUGGCAAGAUGCAAACACCUUGGUCACAUGGGAAAUUGUAUCCGGGGUGGCGGCUGCCCGACUGUCCAGGGCUCGAUCUCCAGGAGCGUUUCAACGGCGUUCUAGAGAAUUGUAUCAGAAAUAGUAUCGCGCUACUGUUUGAGAGGGGUGAAAGAACAACCUACCCAGCACCAAGCGAGAGUACACUUAUCACGCUGCCUUCACUAGCAUCAGAGCCAGUCAGCGUGCCGGUCCCGAAGAACGACGACAAGGUCGAAAUGACCGAGCCGCAUAUCGAAGGCACCCAAACUAUGAGCGAUGUUGAUGGAAAUACAAAAGAAGUCGACCAGACGGAUUCCAACCCCAAUUCCGGACCUCCAUCAAGUUUGACGAGUAUGAGAUCCGCUGAUGGAAAGACCUCCCAUGAAUAUAAUGCUCGCAUUAAGCCAGAUCGCGCAUCUCAGUAUUUCCCGGUCAAUCAGUCGCACCAAAUUGAGAAGACUGUGGAGGGGCCCAGUCUACAAGGCGAGUCUGUUCAACAGGAACAUUCAUCAUGUGGCAAGGUGGGAAAGGAAGCGAAAUACGACCACGACACCUCGCCACAAAAGGAUUCGGAAGACUCGGCACACGACGGCACUGAGCUGGGGAAUGAGGAUCUACGCGACACCUCCAAUGAGGCUGUUAUUUCUUCGGACUCAGAUGAGCGGUCUUUCCAACCAACUGAAUCUUGCGUGGACAGCGUCAACUUACUCGGUGCAUACCAUCAUUUGAAACCGGGUCAGAAGGUUUCGGACACUGUUCAUACCAUGCAGAUGAAAACCUUCUUUACCAGGUCUCUAGUGGUCCAAGUUGAAUACUCCAUUGGACCAAAUCUGCAAGCAGCGGGAGGGAAGCAACGGCGAGAGCUUCCAUUCAGCAUAGAGCGGUUGGGUGUGGAUGAGGUUGCAAGAUUGAAGAAUGAAGGUAUUUUGACAAUCGGAAAAGAAGAGGCAGUCAUUGGCGAGGCACCGACAGUUCUGCCUAGCAUGGAACAUGUUUACGUGGCUGCCGGAGGGGUUGUGUUCAGGAUGGACUUCCACUGA